AGUGUGCGAGACGAAGUCCGCACUUCACAUUCCAAGAUUACUCAAUAAUUUAUACGGCUUCACAACAAAACCGAACGGCUCCGAAUGACUAUUAAUCAAUAACACAGCGCCUCCCAAAGUAACUUUUAUUUCCCCGAUAAAUACCGAAAAACGCCGAAAUCCCGAUCCUUCAUUUCCGGUGCCCAACCAUUUUUUCUUCAGGCAUUCGGGAGGGCAGGCUUGCAACAUGGGUCGCAAACGCAAAACAGUGCAAGAGUACGUUCUAGAGAACCAGGAUUUCGAAAUUUUGGAAACCAGCGAGACAGAUAUUAUCUGCAAGUAUUGCCACGUUGUUUUAAGUCUCGAUAAAUCACAUUUGAGCACUCGAAUCGCCGAGCAUAUCCACUCCGUCAGGCACCAGCGGCUGAAGAAGACCUGGGUUGAUGGAAUGGGCAUUGCGGGGUACCUUGCUCAAACAGCUGCUGCAAUGAUGCCAGCUGCGACAGACCUUGGAAAAGACGUACCCGACAUGGCCGAGCACUGCUGUGUCAGCAUAAAGGAAGAAAUUUGCAACAGUGGUCCAGAAGCAGAAGUGCCCGAGGAGCUAAUCUCGCCGGAUUUGACUGUGUCCGAAGAGGAGCCCCCGAGGGAGCAAAACAGACUGCGCAUACCGGAAGCAGACACCGCCGUCAAGAACAGUCCCGGUGCAGAAUCUCCCGCUGCAAUCAAACCUAAGACGCAUCGCCCCGAAAGGAACGCUGGUGACAGUCAGGGCGAGAUCGUUUCCUGCCUACGUCGCAUCAUUGCGAUUGGAGAACAACACAUCCAGAUACAGCGUGAACUUCUGAAGCUGAAGCGAGCAAAAUAUGCAAACACAGCUCUCAUCAAAGAUACCGGGCCUCCGAGUUCUUAGCACACUAGUCCUUUCUCGCCAAGUCUCACUAGUCAAAAUAAAAUGCGUAUUUAUGUG
Messenger RNA from Ornithodoros turicata, 949 nucleotides. RefSeq lists its product as uncharacterized. Bases 227 to 892 code for a protein of 221 amino acids. The record is from RefSeq and is a predicted model, not a curated record. The transcript has 5 exons. NCBI's taxonomy places the organism in Eukaryota, Metazoa, Arthropoda, Arachnida, Ixodida, Argasidae.